AUGCGGCCGGACCAUAUUAACCCUCGCACGGGAAUAGUGGUGGCCCUAUGCUGUAUCUUCCUGGUCUUCGGCUUCAUGUUCACCGUGUCAGGCACAAAGGGCGAGACGCUGGGCGACAUCCCCCUCAUCGCCCUCGGGCCGGCCAUUUGCUUGCCGGGCGUGGUCGCCCUCAUCCUGGCCAAAAAAACCAAAGGCUUCACCAAAUGCCCAUGCAAGUGCAGAUGCGCCAGGAGGCAAAGGAAGCCCAGAACGAGGAGACGCGCACAGGAGCCCUGGGACACAGUCGUCUGCGAGGAGCUGGAGGAGGCGCGGUGGGACAGGCGGGCGCGGUCCGGGGAGGAUUCUGUGUCCACCACCACCACGGUGGGGGAAUCCAGCCACCUGAUUCGCAGCAUAGAGCAGGACGAGGUGCUGCGAUACUUGCGGGCCUGCUACCCCGCCAGCACCUUCAUGGCCACCCGGGACGUCUCCAACUACUGCGUGUUCGACAGGCUGUGCUCCCCUCGGGACAGCGUGGCCUACACAGCCGCCCGCAGCUCGGUGGUGUACAUGCCACGGGACAGCAUUGUGGUCUACUCCCGCAGGGACAGCACCCCCUAUAGCACAUACUGCUGCUACAUCAACCCCCGGGACUUCAGCUGGGGCAACGAGACCGUAGUCUGA
Molecule: messenger RNA, 663 nt
Organism: Megalops cyprinoides (Indo-Pacific tarpon)
Lineage: Eukaryota; Metazoa; Chordata; Actinopteri; Elopiformes; Megalopidae
Product: transmembrane protein 215-like
Exons: 1
Coding region: 1-663 (220 amino acids)
Source: RefSeq, a predicted model, not a curated record